GGCCGUGUUGGCAGUGCGGUGCUGUAAAUUGAUUUCGCCUUCAUGUUUGUGCAACGGUGCAUUUUUUUAAUUGCACUUCUAUGUGCUUUAGAGCAUGUGAAGUGUAAGCAGUUGGAAGAAAAAUUCAAAAAAUUAAUCGAUGCAGAAUGGCAGUGCGACAGUAUUUGUGCAGGAUCAGGUGGAACGGCUCAAUUUAUACCUGAGUAUAAAAUUUGUAAAUGCUGGAUUGACAGUUACAUUGAUGAUGCUGAUUUGCAAUUGAUGUUAAAGAAUGCCCGGACGAUGGACUUAAAGUUGAUAACAGUGGAGCCAAUAACUAGUCGCCAAUCGUCCCGUGUUAAAAAAGAAAUUUCUAGCAGUAAUUUAGUUGAAGGUCCCAAAAAAUUAAACACCAAUUUUAAAUUUCCAACGAUAAAACCAGCAAACAAAUUUUCACUGGAUAAUUACAAAAUUGGCGAGAAAUUCACCUCAAAACCCAUUUCUAAGGGAAAAGUCUUUGAGAAAGCUAACCUAAUUAAUUCGAUAAACAAAAGCCCAAUUGCGGAAAGUUUAAAUAAUUUGAAAAGUAGAUUGGCCGAAAAUAAAUCCAACAUCAGCAACUUGAAGGCUCGCUUGGCAGAAAGGAAGGACAAAAUGAAAAAGCUUUUGCCAACGACAUUAAAGAGCAGACAGUCCGAAAAUGCAGGCGAAAAUUUACUGGAAAAAUUGAAAAUGAAGAAAAAGAAAUUCAUGGAAGAAAACAAGGAUAUCAAGUCUACUGUAGCAAUGCCCAAUCAUAAAUUAGAUGCGGGAUUAUCAGAAAUUCCAACAAGUGAAAUUACUGAAACUGCAAAUGUAGAACUUUCAAAUAAAGAUUAAAUGUUG
Molecule: messenger RNA, 864 nt
Organism: Aethina tumida (small hive beetle)
Lineage: Eukaryota; Metazoa; Arthropoda; Insecta; Coleoptera; Nitidulidae
Exons: 3
Coding region: 43-858 (271 amino acids)
Source: RefSeq, a predicted model, not a curated record